Messenger RNA from Hydractinia symbiolongicarpus, 21696 nucleotides. Its product is annotated as MAM and LDL-receptor class A domain-containing protein 2-like. The record is from RefSeq and is a predicted model, not a curated record. The transcript is spliced from 103 exons. Gene Ontology annotation, molecular function: protein binding. Bases 286 to 20934 code for a protein of 6882 amino acids. Gene Ontology annotation, cellular component: membrane. NCBI's taxonomy places the organism in Eukaryota, Metazoa, Cnidaria, Hydrozoa, Anthoathecata, Hydractiniidae.
UGUGACAUUGGUUUCAAAUUCCACGCUUUUCUUCAUUCUUCUUGCAGCAACUCUCGAGGGCUACACACCUUUUUUUGUUAAAGCCUCGAAUCGUUUGCAAAAGCUGCAAAUUAAGCACACAACUGGCGCGAGAUUUGCAUCCUUUCUUUUGUUCAGACAAAAAAGGAUUGAAAUCAACCAGCAGUUUGUUGAUGAAAUAAUCGAAUUGAUGAUCGAAAUUUGGUUAUAAACAAAGAAAGAAUAAGAGACACACCCUGAAUUAAAGUAGGGGCGGUGUUUCGCAACAUGGUACACCCAAAAUUGGGCCAUUGUAAAUUAUGUAUAUAUUUAGUUUUAGUUUUCUUAGUAGGAAAUUUAUUAUCUCAAGAUUGUGAUUUUGAGAAAGACACUUGUAAAUGGACGCAAAGUAAAACAGAUAAAUUUGAUUGGAGUAGACAAACUGGUAGUACUGGUAGCUCUGGCACUGGUCCAAAAAGAGACCACACUUCAACUGUUAAAACUUUACCAGUACCAACUACAGGCGGCUCUGCGAAAGGUGCACCAUGUUAUUUUCCAUUCUUAUACAAUAAAAAGAAUUAUACAAGGUGCAUUCCUUAUGGACUUCAAUCAUGGUGUUCCACCACAAAGGAUUAUGCAAAGGAUAGAAAAUGGGGUUACUGUACUUCAGUUGGUUAUUACAUGUUCAUUGAGGCAAGCUCACCACGUCGUCAAGGUGACAAUGCUAUGCUUAUAUCUCCAGCAAUUUCCAACGGACCUAAAUGUUUUCAUUUCUGGUACCACAUGUAUGGACCUCAUAUUGAUACAUUAAACAUCUACACUCUUUCCAACUCAAAUAUGAGUGCAGCUUUAUGGCGAAAAAAAGGAACACAAGGAAACAAAUGGUUUUUAAGCAAUGUGACAGUUGGUGGCUCAGGAAGUUUUCAGAUCGUAGUAGAAGCAAUACGUGGGAAAGAUUACAAAGGUGAUAUCUCUGUGGACGAUUUCAAAGUUACAGAUGGAUCAUGUGAUAGCAGUACUGGAGGGGGUGGCAAUUCAACAGGAACAUGUACAUUUGAGAAAGAUAAAUGUGGAUUUCAAGACGAUACAAGUGGUCAAUUCAUGUGGAAAAGGCAUCGUGGAAGAACAUCUAGCUCUGGAACUGGUCCGUCAACUGAUCAUACUUUACAGACUAGUUUAGGAUAUUAUAUGUAUGUUGAAGCGUCAGGAAGACAGGUGGGAAACAAGGGGCGACUCUCAAAAACAUAUAAUAAUUUGCAAGCUGGUGGGAGCUGUUUGGAGUUUUAUUACCACAUGUUUGGUUUUCAUCAAGGAACGUUAAAUGUUUUCAUAAAUCCAAAGGUAGCUGCAUCCUCUAAACCUUCAUUUUCAAAAGCUGGACAACAAGGAAAUUUAUGGGUCAAGGGACAAGUCUCAAUUAAUACUACAACAGCGGUGGUUGUGUUUGAAGGCAUUACUUCAUACGGUUAUCAAGGAGAUAUGGCUAUUGACGAUAUUACAAUUCUACCUGGAAUUUGUGCUAGUCCAGGUCAAUGUAACUUUGAGAAAGGUUUGUGCACAUGGUAUAACUUGCCUAUAUCCUCUAAUAAAGACAACUUCGAUUGGAUUCUGGGUUCAGGCAGUACAUCCAGUAGCUUUACAGGACCAACCACUGACAGUACAGGAAAUGCUAAAGGCCAAUACUUGUUUUUGGAGGCAUCCAGUCCAAGAAAAACUGGAGAUAAAACACGUUUGGUUAGCGAACUUUUCAAUCAAACCUCAAGCAAUGGUCAAUGUUUCAUUUUCUUCUAUCACAUGUAUGGUAGCUCAAUUGGUUCAUUAAACAUUUAUGUUAAUGCUAGUGGAGGUGAAAAGCUUGUUUGGACAUUAAAAGGAGAAAAAGGAAAUAGAUGGCUUAAUGGGCAAGUGAAUGUUGGUUUAGUCAGAGGUUCAUACAAGGUCAUAGUUGAAGGUGUAAGAGGGAAUGGGUACACCGGUGAUAUUGCUCUUGAUACAUUCUCCUUCAAACCUGGAAGUUGCGUCAUCGUACCAUCUGAUGCAUCACCAAAUUCUGUCCAAACAACUGCACUUCCUGCAACAUCAGCUAGACCUACAAAACCAGUAACUCCUGUAUUUGAUUGUAACUUUGAAGCUGGAUUGUGUAAUGGUUGGUUACAGGAUGUCAAAACAGACCAACUGAAUUGGACCCUGGCUAAGGGUGCUACAGCAUCCUCUGGUACUGGGCCAGCAAUUGACCACACACUAGGAACAAAAUAUGGACAAUAUGUCUACCUAGAAGUUUCUUAUAAACGACCAAAUCAAGUUGCCCGAUUAAUUAGUGCCAUAAUACCAGCUACAGGAGAUACUGGUGGCAAAUGUUUAACAUUUUGGUAUCACAUGUAUGGGCCAGAUGUCAACACUUUGAAUGUUUAUGUCUUACUUGGAGGUCAUACAGGGAAACCACUGUGGUCGCGUUCAGGCACACAAGGAAAUAAAUGGAUAAAAGGACAAGUAACAUUAAUCGGACGACAACGAUUUCAGGCAGUGUUUGAAGCCACUGUAGGAAAAUCUUAUCAAGGUGAUAUUGCUCUUGAUGAUAUUUCAGUGAGCACGAAAAAAUGUUUACAACCUACUACAACAUGUACAUUUGAAAACAACCAGUGUGGUUACAUUGAUGAUAGAUCUUCGGAUGUGCAAUUCCAAUGGACAUGGCAAUCUAGAGCAACUUCUUCAUCUCAAACUGGUCCAACUAAUGAUCACACACUACAAUCUGGUAAUGGCUUUUACAUGUUUACUGAAGCAAGUAACAAAAAAAAUGGCGACAAAGCUCGUAUUCUUAGCCCUGUCAAUGCUGCAACCCAAGGCCAAUGUUUACAAUUUUGGUAUCACAUGUAUGGUGCUGAUAUGGGUACUCUGUCAGUAUUUUUAAAAGUGAGAAAUGUGCUACAAAAAAUACCUAUUUGGUCUGAGUCUGGAGACAAAGGGAAUGUGUGGAAAAUAGCAACAAAGACAAUUUCAUCCACAGACACUUUUCAGAUUGCAUUUGAAGGCAAAAUUGGUUCAGGGUUUCGAAGUGACAUAGCUAUAGAUGAUAUCAAACUAUCAAAUGGACCUUGUGCAGCACCAGGAUUUUGUGACUUUGAAAACGGUAUGUGCUCCUACAGAAAUGUUAAAAGUGACACAUUUGAUUGGAUAGUUGGAAGUGCUGGUACGCCAUCAUCCUUUACUGGUCCAAAGUUUGAUCAUACUCUUGGCAACUCUAAUGGUUCAUAUGUGUACUUAGAGGUAUCUAGUCCAAUCAAACAAGGUGAUACAGCCAUUUUAAUGAGUCAACAAUUUAAUUCAGUUGGCGGAAAGCCACGAUGCUUAAACUUUUGGUAUCACAUGUUUGGCGCUGACAUCGGAACCCUACAAGUUGUUUACAAAGUAUUUUCAGGGUCCCAACCAGAGACUUUAAUCUGGAAUUUGACUGGUCAACAACACAACUCUGAAACAUCCCCAUGGAAACCAGGUCGUGUUCCAAUCAGCAUGGAUGCUGAUCAUGUGAUAAUGUUUAAAGGAAUUGCCGGAAAAAGUUACAAGGGAGAUAUAGCCAUUGAUGAUAUUCAAUAUACAAACUUAGCCUGCUCAAUUCAACCACCAGAGGCUGAUCCGAAUGGCAAGGGAACACCAAAACCAACUACUCCUUUGCCACAAACACGUCCAACAACUAUUGCACCCUCAACACUAGGCUGCAAUUUUGAAAAAGAUUGGUGCUCUCUUCAACAAGAUUCAAGUGAUGUAUUUAACUGGACACGAAAGCAAGGUUUUACAGAUUCUGUAGGAACAGGUCCUUCUGGAGAUCACACAUUUGGAAGAGGAGCUGUCCAGAGACAAGGUCCUGGUUCGAUUAAACAUUCUGGUGGUAAAUGCAUUCAUGUUUUAAAUGGUGCCUUUAAAAAACCAAAAGAAAUGCAACCUCUUGUUGUUUAUAAUGGAUGUGGACAAGAUCGCCUUGAGUUUGUUCUUCAACCUGAUGGUUCAUUUAAGAUGACAAUGUGGAAGAUGUGCAUUGCAGUCGUUGGUGGACAGUCAGCAACAUCGGGUGCAAAGAUUGGUCUAUCAUCAUCGUGCAACGAAAAGUGGACUAUGCUAGCUAACGGUGCAUUUCAGCAUCAACCUACAAAAAUGUGCAUCUCACCUUAUCUUGGUAGUUACAAUCCACCGAAUAAUCAAUAUCUUGUUGUUUACAAAGAAUGCUCAAAGAAAUCUAAACAGUUUGUGUUUGUUCCAACAAUGGGAUGGUAUGCUUUUAUUGAAACAUCAAAGCCACGAAAACAAAAUGACACAGCACGCCUUUUAUCUCCUCCCACUUCAACUGGUCAAUGCUUGAAUUUCUGGUAUCACAUGUAUGGAGCCCACGUAAACAAAUUAAAUGUUUAUGUCAAAAAUCCAAAUGGACCAUUAGGUACUCCUAUUUGGUCGAAGUAUGGUUCACAUGGAGACCAGUGGAGAGCAGCUCAUGUUUAUAUGAAUUACAAAGGCUCAUAUCAGUACGUAAUUGAAGCUAUUCGAGGUAAUGGAUAUCAAGGAGAUAUUUCUAUUGAUGAUAUUCAAGUCACAAAGGGAGCUUGCCAAGGACCAUUGGAAUGUUCAUUCGAAGAAACAAACCCAAUUAUGUGCGGUUGGACGAACGCGAAAGAUGAUCAAUUUGAUUGGAGCAUUGGUCAGGGUAAAACUUCAUCUGUGAAUACAGGUCCAUCUACUGAUCACACAUACAAUGAUGAUAAAGGAAAGUAUGUCUUCAUUGAGACCUCAGGAAGAUUUAAACCUAAGUCCAUUGCACGACUUGUAUCACCCAACUACCCAGGAAAUUCGAAAUCAAAUGGCCAAUGCUUUCAGUUUUGGUACCAUAUGUAUGGGUCUUCAAUUGGUGAACUGAAUCUUUACGUGCAAAAGGCUGGACAAACAAAAGGUAGACCAAGUUGGACAAGAAAGACAAAUCAAGGUAACAAAUGGACAAUUGGUCAAAUCGCUAUCUCCAGUCAGUCCUCCUAUAAGUUAAUAUUUGAAGCAAUGCGUGGAACCAGCUAUACUGGUGAUAUAGCUUUAGAUGAUUUUAAAAUGUUUGAUGGGCCAUGUAAUAGAGCAGCUACUUGUGAUUUUGAAAAUGAUAAAUGCACAUGGAAAAACACCUUAAAUGAAGAUACAUUUGAUUGGAUAAUCAGACAAGGCAACACACCAUCAAGGGGAACUGGACCAUUAACAGAUCAUUCAAAAGGAAAUGGAGAUGGAAAAUACAUCUUUAUAGAAGCAUCUAGUCCUCGUAAAAAAGGCGAUGUAGCUCGCUUGGUUUCUGAACAAAUUGGAAAGCAUUAUGUCUCAUUUAUUCCCUACUGCUUGCGAUUUUGGUAUAACAUGAAAGGUGCAAGCAUUGGUACAUUAAAUCUUUACAUCAAAACCGGUCCCGGAAAGGCGCAAGAGAAUUUAGUAUGGUCGUUAUCCGGUAAUCAAGGCAGUGGAUGGCGUUUUGCAUCUGCACCAAUGUAUAGCAAAUUGGAUUAUCAGAUGGUGUUUGAAGCAAUUCAUGGUGGUGGAAGCACAGGCGAUAUUGCAUUGGAUGAUAUUGUCUAUUCCAUCCGUAGAUGUCCAGUCCAACCAAAGAAUGCUGACCCAAAAUUUAAAACAACACCCAAGCCUACAUUACCUCCUACAACAGCAGCACCAACAGUUUAUUCAUGCAACUAUGAACAAAAAACGUUAUGUCAGUGGGUACAAGACGGCACUGAUAACUUCAAUUGGACAGUACAACAAGGCCAUACAUCAUCAAGUGGUACUGGACCAAGUGCAGAUCAUACAAUUAAAAAUAGUACAGGAUCAUAUUUGUUUAUGGAAGCUUCCUACCCAAGAAAGAAUGGAGAUAAAGCGAGAAUCUUGAGUCCGGUUAUCCACUCCGACAGAAGUGCUGGUCAUCCCCAUUGUUUAAAAUUUUGGUUCCACAUGUAUGGUCCUCACAUCAAAGCACUGAAUGUUUACACUAAAAGUGGGGGAACAUUGACCAAAGUAUGGACCAGAGUAGGGGACAAUGGUAAUUUCUGGAGAUUUGCACAAGUUGACUUAACAUCGAAUCUUGAUUACCAGGCUGUCAUUGAAGGUGUUCGUGGUGUUGACUACAAGGGAGACAUUUCAAUCGACGAUGUUGAAAUUGUUGACGAUGCUUGUCCUCUCUCAGCUUCAUGUGAUUUUGAACAUGGCUUUUGUGGUUUUACCGCUGAUCCCAACGCUGAUUUUAAUUGGUUAAGAAACAAAGGUUCAACUGCUAGUGUUGGUACAGGACCUCCAUUUGAUCACACGCUUCAAACAAAUCAAGGCUACUAUGCUUAUACUGAAGCUUCUGGACGGCGCAAAAAUGGUGACAAGGCUCGCUUAGUUACCAAAGUCAUUGCUGAUUCUAAUCCGAAAUGUCUUGAGUUUUGGUAUCAUAUGAAAGGUUGGCACAUUGGUCAACUGAAUGUCUAUGUUAAGACACCAACAAAUGCAGGAAGCUUGGUCUGGAUGAGAAAAGGGAACCAUGGAAAUCAAUGGAAAAUUGCACACACCAACAUUCGUCCUCGGCCUGGACGUCAAAUUGUCUUUGAAGGAGUACGAGGGUUAAGUUUUUCAGGUGACAUUGCGAUUGAUGAUAUUGUGUUGUUGGAAGGAUACUGUCCCCCACCAGGUGAUUGUAGCUUUGAAGGUGGUAUGUGUUCUUGGCGCAAUGUGAAAUCUUCAUCACUGGAUCAAUUUGAUUGGAUCAUGGGUAGUGGCAGUACACCAAGUAUCUUUACUGGGCCGUCAAAAGAUCACACCACUGGAACUAAUGCAGGUAAAUAUAUGUAUAUCGAAGCUUCAACUCCUAAUCAAGGCGACACUGCUUGGUUGGUUUCUGAAGACUUUUAUCCUACCUUGGGUAGGUGUGUACAAUUCUGGGCUCAUAUGUAUGGUGGAGAUAUUGGAACAUUGAAUGUUUACAUACUCGGACAAAAUGGCACUACAACAAAAACGAAGAUUUGGACUUUAUCUGGAGCUCAGGGAAAUACAUGGUUAAAUGGUCAAGCUCCCAUCACAUCAAUUUCUAGUUACCAGAUUGUGUUUGAAGCUGUACGUGGAGGUGGAAGUAUUGGUGACAUUGCUAUUGAUGAUAUAACUUUCACUAAUUUCCUUUGUGCUAAUCUUCCCACUGGUUCUGUACCCCCGCCCCAACCAACAACUCCAUUACCAACGUUAGCACCUACCACAAAAGCACCAACACCAGCACCAACUUACUAUACCUGCAAUUUCACUUAUGAUAAAUGCACAUGGCAGGAUGACAAAACAGCAAAUUUUACUUGGACUAGAAAGCAAGGUCACACUUCCUCUUCUGGUACAGGUCCUGGUGGCGAUCACACAACAGGAACAAGUGGUUGGUACAUCUUUAUUGAAACAUCAUAUCCACGUAAACAAAACGAAACUGCUCGCCUUAUCAGUGCCGAUGUUCCGGCCACCGGUCAAGCAUGCUUCCAGUUUUGGUAUCAUAUGUAUGGUGAUCAUAUUGAAAACUUAACAAUCUACCAAAAGAUUGGCACCAAAAUGACACCACUUUGGCGCAAGUCAGGAACUCAAGGUAUCAGAUGGCAUCAUGGAACUGUGGAUAUUUCAUCCGCUUCAAAAUUUCAGGUUGUCAUUGAAGGUAUUGCUGGAACAGGUUACCGUGGUGACAUUGCUGUUGAUGAUUUGAACUUAAACAAUGGCGCAUGCCCCCCUUCAGCCUCUUGCACCUUUGAAGAUCCGAAACUUUGCGGUUGGUCUAACAUGCCUGGAGAUAAUUUUGAUUGGACGAGAGACAAUGCAGGCACAUCAUCUUCAGGCACUGGACCACCAUUUGACCAUACAUACCAAACUGCCGCUGGUUUCUACAUGUAUAUUGAAGCGUCUAAUCCUCGAUCAAAGGGACAUAAAGCAUGGCUAAAAUCAGCUGAAUACACACCAUCACUUGGUCGUUGCUUGUCGUUUUGGUAUCAUAUGUACGGCACUCACAUUCAUACUUUAAAUGUCUUGCUGUACCAAAAUGGUUCUAGGUCCGCACCAAUAUGGAGUUUGUCUGGUAAUCAAGGCUAUUACUGGAGACCAUCAAGAGUGACGUUUAGGAGUUCUGUUAGACACAGUAUCAUCUUCGAAGGUAGAACUGGUGCUUCAUACCGAGGGGACAUUGCCAUCGACGAUGUUAUGAUAACCGAAGGACCAUGUCCAGAUGCAGGAAAUUGUGACUUUGAGCGGGACGGUUGCGGUUACACAAACAUUCCAUAUGGCGACCAAUUUGAUUGGCAGCUAGGUAGUGGAACUACAUCCAGCGUAACGACCGGACCAACUACUGAUCAUUCACUUGGAACAAAAUUUGGUCGUUAUUUAUUUAUUGAAUCAUCUGCUCCACGAUUAGCACACGAAACUGCAAUUAUCCGCAGUGAAACUAUUCCAUCUUCUGGUGAUGGAAAGUGUGUGCAAUUCUGGUAUCAUAUGUAUGGCGAUCAUAUUGGCAGUCUUGAAGUAAAUAUGCGUGUAGGAUUUGGGUUGUCAGAAACGAUUGUGUGGAAGUUGUCAGGAAAUCAAGGCAACAAAUGGAUACAAGCACAAGCGCCUUUGUUAAGUAGAGGACAAAACCUGGAGAUAAGAUUUGAAGGUAUACGUGGAACAGGCUACAAAGGCGAUAUCGCAAUUGACGAUAUCAUAGUUGUUGAUUAUACAAGAUCGUGCCCAGUCAAGCCAGCUGUAGCUCAACCUUGGGGAUGUAACUUUGAACUUGAUUUCUGCAGAUGGAGACAAUCGAGGACAGAUAACUUCGACUGGAAGAGAAAUCGUGGACAUACUGGCUCCACAGGAACUGGACCAGGUGUUGAUCAUACCACAAAUACAACUAAAGGUUACUAUGCUUAUAUAGAAGCAUCCUGGCCACGUAAAGUAAAUGAUACAGCUGCUAUUUAUAGUCCAGUUAUUCCAGGAACUUCAGUAAAACAAACGUACUGUGUAUGGUUUGCUUAUCACAUGUAUGGACCUCAUGUCGACACAUUAAGAGUGUACACAGUAAGUCAGGGUCAAAAGAAACCAACUCUUUGGCAAAGGAAAGGUUCUACAGGUCCACAAUGGAGACAUGCAGAAGUACAAGUAACAGUUUUGGGUAACACACAGGUUGUUAUUGAAGCUGUUCGUGGCACAGACUACAAAGGAGAUAUUGCUAUAGAUGAUUUAGAUAUUUGGUAUGGUGACUGCUUCUCAUCAGGUGUGUGCACUUUUGAAGGUGCUGACAUUUGCCGUUGGUAUGUUGACACUUCGAAACAACUAAAAUGGCAGCGUGGUAGUAGCUCAACACCUAGUACCAAAACUGGACCAUCAUCUGAUCACACAUAUGGAACAGCUCAGGGUCACUAUAUGUACAUAGAGACAUCAGUUGCUGCUCCAAACUCCAAAGCUUACAUGUACAGUCCAUGGUAUUACAACACUGCUCAGAAAUGUAUUCAAUUCUUCUACCAUAUGUAUGGUAACCAGAUCGGUAGCUUGGACAUAUACAUGCAGUAUUCAGGAAGUCGCUACUACUACAGAGUGUUUUCACGAAGCGGAAAUCAAAACAACACAUGGCAUAUGGGGCAACUAAGUGUUACGAGAAAGGGAUACUUCAGGAUGGUUGUUAGAGGAACAAAAGGUCAAGGGUAUCAGGGCGACAUUGCAGUAGAUGAUUUCAGAAUUCGGGAAGGUUCAUGUCCUGCACUUGGUGACUGCGACUUUGAACACAUUGAUUUCUGCUCAUGGACUCAGGAAAAAUCGGACAAAUUUGAUUGGAUUAUUGGAUCAGGUGCAACAACGAGUGUCUUCACUGGACCACAAGUUGAUCACACAACUCAGACAAGUGGAGGUUACUAUGGAUUCAUCGAAACAUCAUCUCCACGCCAACCUGGUGACAAAGCUGCUUUCAAAAGUGUCAUAUUCUCACCUACAACUGGAAGUGGCCGAUGCAUGAGUUUCUGGUAUCACAUGUAUGGAGCGUCCAUUGGAACACUGAAUGUUUAUUACAGGAGCUUGAAAGACGGAAAAACUACUAAAACAGAGCUCAUUUGGCAGCUCAGUGGCAACCAGGCUAAUAACUGGAUACAGGGUCGUGUACCAAUUGUCAUGAAAACAGACUAUCAGGUUGUGUUCGAAGCUGUUCGAGGUAGCAGUUAUACUGGAGAUAUUGCUCUAGAUGAUAUUGAAUUCACCACAGGUAGCUGUAAAUUUACACCAACUACGGCAUGGCCAAAAGGCAAAACAACCAUGGCACCAACUCAAGCUGUAACUACAAUUGGGCCUACUGCAGGCAACACUGGGCAUGAUUGUAAUUUCGAUGUGAAUUUCUGUCCGACGUGGAUUACAAAUGCAACUGGUAAACACUUUGAAUGGCGGCGACAUCAGGGAAAGACCUCAUCGAUCGGUACUGGACCACGCUUUGAUCACACAACAAAAUCAGAUCAAGGAUAUUACGUUUACAUCGAAUCUUCGUAUCCUGCCCAAGAAAAUGACACUGCGUGGUUGGUUGGACAAAAUAUCUUAAAUCCACAAGGUUUCUGUUUAAGCUUCUGGUAUCAUAUGUACGGUCCACAUGCAGGCACGCUCAACGUCUAUGUAAGUGGAGCUCGACUUGGCAAUCUUAAAUGGAGAAGAAUUGGAACACAGGGUGAUAAAUGGAAGCAUGGUCAAUUUAAUGUGUACACCAAAGAUGGUGCACAAGUUACCAUUAUCUUCGAAGGCAUCCGAGGCAAAGGUUAUGCAGGAGAUAUAGCUCUAGAUGAUAUCACAGUCAAAAGAGGAUCAUGCCCUGCUGAACGCGAAUGUACGUUUGAAAACACCCAAUGGUCUGAUGGCACUGGCCUUCUCUGUGGUUGGACUCAAGAUAAACAAAAGGAUGAUUUUGAUUGGACAAUUGGAUCUGGCCAAACACCAUCUACUAGAACUGGACCUACAACAGAUCAUACUCUAAAAACGAACUUAGGACAUUACGUAUACAUUGAAACAUCCUCACCCCGUCGAUAUGGACAAAAAGCUCGAAUGAUAUCUCAGUCAUAUAGUAAGACUUCUGGACAGUGCUUUACCUUCUGGUACCACAUUUAUGGUUCGUCAAUUGGUAAUGUGACCCUGUUACAGCGUGUCGGUCAAACAGACUCACCAUUAUGGUCACGGGCUGCGUCUGAAGGAGACAAAUGGUACCAAGCUUUGGUAACUGUAAGGUCACGAACUUCACCAUUCCAGCUCGUUUUCGAAGGUACGGUUGGUAAAAGCUACACUGGAGAUAUUGCCAUUGAUGACAUCUUACUUGUAGACGAAUCUUGCCCAGCACCAGGAAAUUGUGAUUUUGAAGAUUUUAAUUUGUGUACAUAUACGCAAGAACAAAAAGAGGAUGACUUUGAUUGGAUUAGAGGGUCAGGGUCUACUGGCAGCUGGAGAACGGGACCCAAGGCUGACUAUACGAAGAAAGAUAGCACGGGUCAUUACUACUUUAUUGAAGCAUCUGCACCAAGGCGUCUUGGAGACAAAGCCCGUUUAGUGAGUGAAGUUUUCCAACCAACUUCUAGAAAUGGACGGUGCUUACAAUUUUAUAGACACAUGUAUGGCACAGCUGUUGGAAAGUUUAAUGUUUAUGUGAAGACUGGACCUGGAAACACAUCCGACGUCGAGACAUUGGUGUGGAGUGAUUCUGGAAAUCAAGGAGAUUCAUGGAUUCAGUCCCAAGCCCCUGUGUACAGCGGCAAACCAUUUAGGCUGGUGUUCGAAGCUAUCCGUGGUUCGUCAUACAAAGGCGACAUUGCUAUUGACGACAUCAACUUCAACAACAACUUCUACCCAUGCAGCUAUAUUCCUUCUGGUGCAGCCCCACCUACUGUCCCACCCACUACCAUUACCCCUGCAGAUAGUAACUGUACUUUCGAUAGUGGCAUUUGUCGCUGGAAACAAUCGAAGAAGGACGAUUUUGACUGGACACUGAAAAAAGGAAAAACUGGAUCCACUGGUACGGGUCCGCUAGGAGAUCAUACAAGUGGCAAUGGACAAUACAUUUACCUGGAAGCAAGUUUUCCACGUGUGGCAAAUGAUACUGCUGUUUUAAGGAGUCCGGCAAUCCGACCUACAGUGGGUUUUGUAUGCUUCUCAUUUUACUACCACAUGCAUGGUGCACAUGUCAACUCACUUUAUAUCUACAAAAUCAUCAAUGGUAGACGAACAAGAAUAUGGAAACGUAUCGGUACCCAAGGCAAUCAGUGGCGAAGAGGACAGGUUAAUAUUCGCGGACUGAAAGGUAUCUUUUACAUUGAAGUACAAGGUGUUCGUGGUUUAAGUUACCAGGGUGAUAUAUCAUUGGACGACUUUGUUGUCACCAGUGGCAAAUGUCCUCCACCACCUUACUGCGACUUUGAGAAUGGCCGAUGUGGAUUUAAAAACAUAGGACAAGGAGACAAGUUUAACUGGAAGCGAUCAAAUGGUGGUACACCGUCUUAUGGUACUGGGCCAAGCACAGAUCAUACAACUGGAACAAAAUUAGGUUCCUACUUUUACAUUGAGACAUCAUCCCCACGAAGGAAAGGUGAUAACGCGGUUCUGUACACAAGAAAAUAUCCAGCCAGCAAAAAUGGUAAUUGUUUGAACUUCUGGUACCAUAUGUAUGGUUCACACAUUGGUGCAUUGAACAUCUACCUAAACUCGAGAAAAUCAUCACCAGUUUGGAACAAGACUGAUAAUCAAGGUAAUGUGUGGAGACAUGGACGUGUCACGAUAAAGUCUAGAACAACUUUUAGGUUGUACUUUGAGGGAAUUGUUGGCAGCAGUUAUAGAGGCGAUAUUGCUAUAGACGAUGUUUGGAUCGAUGAUUUUGCUUGCCCCGCCCCAGGAGAAUGCGACUUUGAGAGUAACAGCUUCUGCACGUGGAACCAAGUACCUAAUGCUAAAAACAGAACAGGUUAUGACAACUUUGAUUGGGAAUUGCGAAGCGGAGGUACACCAUCAUAUGGAACUGGUCCCGUUGCGGAUCAUACCAAAGGAACAUCUCUUGGAACGUACGCCUAUAUUGAAGUGUCCUCAGUUUCACCAGGACAAAAAGCUCAACUUAUGAGUGAAUCCUUCCCUGCAACCGAUGGUAAAUGUUUCUCGAUAUGGUAUCACAUGUACGGUAGUGGAACUGGAUCAUUGAAUUUCUUGAUGAAAGAUGGUUAUGGUACACACCUGAUGAAAUCAAUUCCAGGUAAUCAAGGAAACAAAUGGAUUCAAGGUGAAGUUGGAUUGCAUUCUCGCACGUCUUUCCAAGUCAUUAUUGAAGCUGUUCGAGGGUCAUCGUACAAUGGUGAUAUAUCUAUUGAUGAUAUCAACAUCAAAGAUGGAAACUGUGUUGGCGUUUGUUCAAGUGUAAAACCAGGUGCACGUGUUGCUUGUGGUCCAGGAUCCGUUACUGCCGCUUCCUGUGUAAUGUCAUAUGGUUGUUGCUACGACGACACUGCUAGAGGUGCUCCAGCAUGUUACAGACAUCCUGGAGACUGUCUAAGUAUUCCAGACUUUGCAAGAACAUUAUGUGGCUAUAAGGGGAUCUCACAAUCUGCAUGCACAAGUCGUGGUUGCUGCUAUGACAACACUGCCGGUAGCCCUAUCAAAUGCUUCGUUGCUCCCGAUACACCCACUCCCUUCCCAUCAACAGUAGGUCCACCAACUCAACCACCAGCGACUAUAUUUGACUGUAACUUUGAAAAAGGGUUCUGUAAUUAUGUUAAUGUAAAGGGCGAUCAAAUGAACUGGCAAAGACAUAACGGAUCUACUGCAAGUUGGGGAACAGGUCCUAAAGCUGAUCAUACACUCGGAAAUGCAAAUGGUUAUUACGCUUACAUCGAGACUUCAUACAAAAAAACGAACGACACUGCUGUUUUAAUGUCACCUUUAAUUAAUUUUCCUGCUGGUACUGACAAAGUGUGUGUCCGUUUCUGGUAUCAUAUGUAUGGACAACACGUUGGAAGUUUCAAGGUUUAUUAUGUAGCUUCUGGCAACAAGUUGCCAAAGAAUCCGCUAUGGCAAAGAACAGGAUCAAUUGUAAAUGAGUGGACGUAUGCACAAUUUACUGUCCCAAGAAGUCCAGCCUUCAAGAUUGCAUUCCAAGGUGUACGUGGUCCUGGCUAUCAAGGAGAUAUUGCUAUUGAUGAUAUCGGUUAUGUGAAUGGAGCCUGUCCACCAAACUAUUUCUGCGACUUUGAGACAAAUGAUUUCUGCGGAUGGACUCAGGAUGCUGAUGAUGAUUUUGAUUGGAGAUUAGGAUUUGGAAACACAACAAGUCAUGCCACUGGUCCGCGGUGGGAUCAUACGUAUGGAACAGGCUUUGGGAACUACAUGUACAUUGAAGGCAGUUAUCCUAGACAACCAGGGGAUAAGGCAAGAAUCGAGUCCUUUGAUCAUGGACCCACCAAAGGAACAUGUGUUGAAUUCUACUACCAUAUGAGAGGUAGCGGUAUCGGCACUUUGAAUGUUUAUAUCAGAAGAGGAAAGCAAGUUGAUUCUAAACCAGCAUGGCAAUUAAGUCGAGAACAAGGAAACGAAUGGGAAAGAGCCCUUAUUACAGUGGUUGAAGAUAGAGUGAACUGGAGGGUUAUUCUUGAGGGCAUUCGUGGUAGUGACUACAACUCAGAUAUCGCUAUUGAUGACAUACAUUUCCACAAAGGCGCAUGCGUACCAAAAGGUGAUUGUGAUUUUGAAAGUCGACAUGCAUGUGGAUAUGAGAAUCUGCCUGACAACAAAGUUGAUUGGUUGGUUUACAGCGGUGCCACACCUAGUUUCAAUACUGGACCAACUGUUGAUCAUACGACUGGUACUAAAAAGGGAUAUUACAUUUACAUGGAGUCCUCAGCUCCAGCUAGGAAAGGAGAUAUUGCACGUUUGGCAAGUGAGAAAUUCAAGAUUGUACCGAACUACGAUUGGUGUGUGCAGUUUUGGUAUCAAAUGUAUGGUACACAUGUUGGAGCUCUUCGUGUGCGAACAAGGUAUGUGAGCAAAUACUCACAAGGACGAUUCUUAUAUUCUCGACCUUUGUUUGAGCGGCAAGGAAACCACGAUUACACUUGGCUGUUUGGACAAGCAAAUAUUACUAGCUCCUACGAUUUCCAAGUUAUAUUUGAAGGAGAAAUUGGUACUGGAACUACUUACCAGGCUGAUAUUGCUCUUGAUGACAUUAGAAUUACAGAGGGACUCUGCACAAAUGUUGUUUCACCGCAGCCAACACCAAACCCGUGUGCAGUGAAAUGUAUGGACAAGAAAACGUGCGUUCCUAGCAACAAAGUUUGCGACUUUGUCAAUGAUUGUGUGUCAUCUGCUAACCCGAAAGAUUAUUCCGAUGAAAUCGGUUGUUCUAGUUGUGACUUUGAGAAUGGCUGGUGCAAAUGGAAGGAUAAUAGCAAAGGUGUGUUCGAUUGGAAUCGACAACGUGGUAAAACUGGUUCUUACAUGACCGGACCAACUACCGACCACACUAAAGGAAAUUCUUUGGGUUAUUAUGUUUAUGUCGAAGCCUCGCUGGGUACAAAUUUCAACCUAGCCUCAUUGGAUGGACCUGUUCUCCAGCAAGCAGCAGCUACUUGCUACCUUACCUUCUGGUACCACAUGUAUGGCAGCAGCAUUGGUGAAUUGGUUGUAUACAUCAAAAGUGGACUCAUCCUCACACCACUAUGGAAACUGUCUGGCAAUCAAGGCAACAAAUGGCAACAAGCCACUGUCUAUACCUACCGACAACCUAGCUCAUUCCAGAUAUUAUUCAGAGCAGUGCGUGCAACAAGUUACAAGGGAGACAUCGCUUUAGACGAUAUCCAAAUGAACAACUGUGCAUUGCCCACACCAUCGAAAUACUGUAACACACGAUACAGCUGGCGUUGUACCAAUACAAGGGCUUGUGUGUCAAGAAGUCGUUUAUGUGAUUUCACUGACGACUGUGGUGACAACUCUGAUGAAGAGAACUGCUAUUAUGGACAUUACCCUUACAGAUGUAACUUUGAGUACAGUUUCUGUUACUGGAAGAACUUGAAAGACGAUCAAUUUGAUUUUACAAGAACUAAAGGUUCCACUGAUUCAUUUGGUACUGGACCAAUGUUUGAUCACUCCACUGGCAAGACGUCAGGAUAUUACAUCUACGCUGAAUCGUCCUGGCAAAAGACUGGUGACAAAGCCCGUAUUGCUUCUGGUAUUGUGCAAGCCACAGCGCCCUACUCUUACUGUUACAUACGUUUCUACUAUCACAUGUUUGGCGAUCACAUUGGAAAAUUGAGUGUAAAAACUCGACAGUGUAAAACGUGUCCCGAAAAAGUUUGGUGGAGUCGUAGCGAUUCUGCAGGUAACUUCUGGGUGCGACGAGCUGUUGCUAUGAGAAGCGAUAAACCAUUCCAGGUUAUUAUUGAAACCGAACGCGGUACUGGCUACAAAGGUGACAUCGCUCUUGACGAUAUUACAUUCGGUGGUUGCUCAAGAUAUUACGGUUUGUUCCCUACUGCUAUCCCUACCACGCCCACGAUCCCAACUCAAUCACCUUGUAAACAACCCAACAAGUUUUACUGCAUCAAAGAUAAGAAAUGCAUCGAUCGAAGCUUGCAGUGUGAUUAUAGAUUAGAUUGUUCUGAUGGCCAGGAUGAAGACCAUUGCGGCACUUGUGAUUUCGAAAAAGACAUGUGCGGAUACACUGACAUAAGCACGGGUAAAUAUGAGUUUAAACGAAGUGCACCGCUCACCGAUGGCUCCGGAAAUGGACCUUCGAAAGAUCAUACUACAGGAUCGAAAAAAGGAAACUUUGCACUGACCAUGGAUGGUUCAGGAAGUUCUUACAAGCCCGCUGUCAUCGAAAGUGCAUCCUUAUCUACUACUAGCCCUUCAUGCAAGGUCCAAUUCUAUUACUAUUCAAGUAACAUCGGAUAUAACUAUGUUCGAGUUUCACACGUGCAAGAUGUAAACAAGAAAUCUAUUGAAUCGAUCUUAUUUUACAAAUCGUUGUCAAAGAACACAACUUGGCAAAAAGGAGUGAUUGGUGUCGGCCAAAGGCCACAAGGUUGGAUGUUGCGAUUCCAAGGUUAUAAGAACUACAUAGCGUACGAUGACAUCAAAUUUGUCGACUGUGCCUUACCAAAGAAAAAUGGUGGCGUUUGCAAUCGUAGACAAGUGUCUUGUGACAAUGGCGCUUGUAUUUAUCCAGAACAGAUGUGCGACUUCUCAAACGACUGUGGUGAUAAGAGCGACGAGAAGCCAGCCAUCUGUCAAAAGUUUGUAGAAAGAUGCGACUUUGAGAAAGACACGUGCAACUGGUAUCAAGACCAAAGCGACGACUUCGACUGGACAAGAUCUGCUGGAAGUACUGGUUCCUCUGCUACUGGACCGGGUACUGAUCACACCACCGGUCAUCGCCUCGGUUACUACAUGUACAUUGAGACAUCUGCACCUAGAAAAACCAACGACACUGCGCGUUUAAAGGGUCCUGUGUUUAUCCCGCAAAAGGGUAAAACUUGCACGAUGCGUUUCUUCUAUCAUAUGUACGGCGAACACGUCGACACGCUGUUUAUCAAGAAGCAAUAUUCCGCAGACGCUACGUCGCCUAUGCCAACAGUGUGGAGUCAAACAGGCGACAAAGGAGACAUCUGGAGAUCUGCUUCAGUUAACAUGAAUGACGUCAAACCAUUCAGAGUUGUGAUUGAAGCUAAAAGAGGGGUUGGGUACAAGGGUGACAUUUCAAUUGACGACAUCUCAUUUACAUCCGACUGUAAAGUAGAUUUCAAAGCGACGCUGAACCCCAACCCGAUAACACCGUCACCUCCGCCAGGCUGCAAAAGUGGUCAAUAUAGCUGUGGCGACGGACAAUGUAUAGACGCGCACAAAGUUUGUAACUUCGUCGCCGACUGCAACAACAAAAAAGACGAAUCUCGAUGUCCGGCGUCGUGCGACUUUGAAGGGAACAACGCCUGCUCUUGGUUUAACACUUGGUAUCUUGACGUCAUGGACUGGAAAGUACAUCAAGGCAAGACGCCAUCGAACGAUACUGGACCACCAUUCGAUCAUACGAAAGGAACAAAAGAAGGUUACUACUUAUACAUGGAAGCUAAUCAACGCAAGGGCGGUAAUUUCCCUAACGCCCACUUUGUCAGCCCGAUGUACUACAUGGGUGCUUACGACUGCAAAUUUACAUUCUGGUAUAACAUGUACCAUGCGAAGGUUUCCAGCAAGAACGACGCGAGAUUGAAUAUCCUCUACCGAAAGAAUGGCAGGGACACACAGCUGUGGACCACCUCACAAUCGACAGGCGAUAAAUGGAAACAAGCCGUCGUGCAACUUCCGAGAUGUCCACGUGACUUUAGGAUGAUAUUUGAGGGUCAUCAUUACUGGGGAACAAAAACUGACGCAGCUAUUGAUGAUUGGAAAUUCGACUGUGCGGAGAAGAAACCUGAUCUAACUUGUAAUUCACAAUACUUUCAGUGUACGCUGACAAAACAAUGUAUAUCAAAGGACGAUAUUUGUGACAACGAUAGAAAUUGUUGUGACGGCUCUGACGAAGAUGAUACAUUAUGUAAAGGAUACACGAAGCUCGACUUUGAAUCAGGCUUGCACGGUUGGGUACAACUUCAAGAUCAGGAUACGUUUGAUUUUGAUAUACAAAGCGGAAAGACGACCUCAAGUGGAACCGGACCAGCCACUGAUCAUACCUUACAGGAGGAACAUGGUAAAUACAUCUACAUCGAAGCCUCGACUAAACAAUCGAACGACACUGCGAUGCUGGCAAGUCCAACCAUAGCUGCAACCGGUAAUACAUACGCUAACGGUGCGUGCUUUGUGAGUUUCUGGUAUCACAUGUACGGUGCACACAUCGGCUCACUGACUGUUUACACUGCAACGACGUACGGCGUGCCGGAUAAAUCUCCCUGGUCUUUAACUGGAGAUCAAGGCGAUAAGUGGUUGAAAGCGAAAGUGACGUUAACAAGCCCCAAAGACUUCCAGAUAAUUUUUGUUGCUCAAGUUGGCACAUCAUACAAGGGUGAUAUAUCCUUGGAUGACAUCAUUCUUUCUCCGGGCUGUGUAUUAAACAAGAAAUCCCUUCCAGGAGGACCAACCCAACCGCCAAUUGAUUAUUGCUUUCCCGACUUCACGUGCCGAAAAGACCGAAACUGCGUGCCUAGCUUCCUCGUUUGCGAUUUUACGCCGGAUUGUAAGGACGGAACGGACGAAGAUAACGUAACAUGCGGUUACCCGCAAGGUUUCGAGAAUGGCUUCAAACCAUGGACGAAUGACGUCACAGAUGAUCUUGACUUCACUCUUCAACAAGGUGCCACGCCAUCAUCAGCAACUGGACCGACAGCCGAUGCAAGAAAUGACCCGAAAGGAUACUAUGCUUAUCUUGAAGUGAGCAGGAAAAAGAAAAACCACGACGCUAUUCUUACAAGUCCAGUGUAUGGCGGUUCAUUUGCUUACUGCAAACUCAAGUUCUAUUAUCACAUGUACGGAGCCAAUGUCGGUAUACUUCGUGUGCAUCUAUUGUUUCUGAAUACACCAGAGGACGCCCCUAAACUCGAUACGAUUUUGUUUGAACGUAAAGGUGAUCAAGGCAAUCGUUGGAGAUUGGCCACUGUUUCAGUAGGUCGACGUGUGGACCCAUUCUUUUUAAACUUCACUGCUAAUGUGGGCGGUGGUGGCGUUAAAGGUGAUAUCGCUAUUGAUGAAAUUUCAUUUGUAGACUGUGCGCACCCUCCUCCGUGUACGGGAAAUGAUCCUGGUAAAUUCAUCUGCCAGAACGCUAAUUGCAUUAACCCUAACGACAUUUGCAACUUUAUCGACGACUGCGGCGACUCGUCUGACGAAAAUGUUGGUCACCAAUGUAAUGAUUAUCUUGGAUGUAACUUCGAAGACGAUUUGUUUGACCCUUGCAAUUUCACUCAAGAUUCAACUGGAGAUGAUUUUGAUUGGACGAGGAAUAAGGGAUGGACUCCAAGUUAUAAUACAGGCCCUACUCGUGACCACACCUACGGAACAAAAGUUGGACACUACAUGUACAUCGAGUCAAGCGGCAGAAAGCAAGGCAAAAAAGCACGUCUGAUAAGUUUACCGAUGAAAGCGAAACCAAACGGUCAGUGCAAGGUGAUCUUUUACUAUCACAUGGACGGUAUGCAUUCCGAAGCACUUAAUGUUUACGUUCUCAGGGAAGCUCAAGGGGCAUUGACAAAGAAGUUUUCUGUGACUGGUACUGCAGGUGAUAUGUGGGUGCAAGCAGUGCUUAAUCUGGCUAACGAAACUGGUGUGUUUAGAUUAAUCUUCGAAGGUAUUGUCGGAAAGUCAUACAAGAGUGAUAUUGCCAUCGAUGAUGUCGUUUUGAACCCUGAUUGUACAACAAACACCUCGCGGGUAUUCCCCACUAACAUUCCAUGCCGAAGUGAUCAAUUUACAUGCCGCUCGAACGGCCGGUGUCUUUCAAACACGACCCGUUGCAACGGUAAAAACGAAUGUCGCGACGGUUCAGAUGAAUCAGGUUGCGGUGGUACCACGGGCAAAAGCAUCGGUGAUAACACAAACGGCACAAGCAUAAUUGCAGCCGGAGUUGUGGGUGGAUUAGUUAUCCUGCUUAUAAUAAUUCUGAUUGCAUACAUUGUCUCAAAACGAAGAAAGGAGAAGAAGUUGCACUUGUUUUCUGUGUUUUACGACCCAACCAAGCAACCGGAAGAAAACAAAAAGAAGGGUGAACCAAAGGGAGUGUCUAUAAAGAGUGAAGGUGUAUCGAACCCAAUCUAUGAUGAUCAACCAAUGGGCGAGUUCUCCAUGGGUGAACUGGAUACAGACAUGUUUGCUGAUGAAGAGUUUGCUGUGCCAGCAGAAACAAAAGGUGGGGCAACCUCCAUGGCUAAUCCGUUGUAUCAGGAUCCAUAUAUGGAAGACGAUGACUCCCCACUGUCAAACUUUUAAAGGAUACGUCAAACAUUACUGUGACGUAAAGUCGUGACGUCAUUUGUUACGAAAACUCUUUAGGUGUAUGUCAAUUUUUAAAAGACAAAGAUUUGACCCCCGUGAUAGCGGUAUAUAUUAGAUGAAAAUACUGUUAGUUUAUGCGUAGAAACGGGAGCAAUUCUUUUUAUGUGACAACUUUAGUAUUUUGUUUUUUAAUAAUUAGAAUAAAUAAUAUUGUUUAGAAAAUUAAUAUUGAAAUUAAUUAAUCAGUACUUAGUACCCAAACCUUUUGUUACACUCUUGUAAAUUUUAGUAGGUGAAGAACGUAUGUGCUUUUUCGUUAUACACUCUCCGACGUACAUGUUUUUAUAAUAUCUCCAUCGGAGAUGAUAUAGUCUUUGAAUUUUUGAUUGUUUGACGAAUUUCUUUGUGUUUUGAGCUCAUCGAUUUUGUAGGAGUUUUAUAACAUUCAGAGCAACUGAGCCGGACUCAGAAAAGAAUCUUUUAUGACGAAAUCGCUCAUAUAAAAAAGAUUUUCAACAAGAACUUAAAACAUUUUGAACUAAAUGGGCUUUUUAAAAAACGAAUCUUUGUUAUUUUAUAAACGAUUUUUUACAACUUUUUUAAUCCUUUUUAUUUGUCGUUAUUGUUUUUAUUGAUUUUCUUGGUAUUGUAUAUAUUUUUUUUUCUACUGCAUGUAAAUUUUGUGACCAAAAAUGUUUUUGUAUAAAAAUCAAUGAAAUAAUUUGAAAUAUAUGAUAAUUUUUAUGAAUAACAAAA